CACACACAAUUUCCAAACUACACAUCAUCCAGCUUGAACCACAAAUCUAACACCAAUUUCUUUCUCCGUUCCUAGCUAAUCCUGCAAUAUUCCUUGGAUUAUUAAUGACAAGGGUAUACCCAAAUGCAACUUCCUUCAAGGAGGUUGAUCAGCCAAAACAACCAUUGGCUAUUGAUCAUGGUGGGAACUUGGAUGGGGGGCCAGUGGUUUUGACUGUUUGGAAGAAAUCCUUGCUGUUUAAUUGCGAUGGUUUUACUGUGUUUGAUGCCGAGGGAGAUUUGGUCUUUCGGGUGGACAAUUACAUGUCCGGUGCUAAAGGAGAGAUCGUUCUUAUGGACGCGUCUGGCAAGUCUCUGCUAACCAUCCGUCGCAAGAGACUGAGUAUUGCGGAUAAUUGGUUAGUGUUCGAGGGCGAGGAAGCGGCUAAUCCCCGGUUUUCCGUGAGGAAGCAAGUGAAUUUCUUGAAUUCAAGAUCACUAGCUCAAGUGAGCUGCCUCUCUUGCUGUGACAGUGGAUCACCGUCAUCGCCCUCCUCCUCCUCUUCUCCUAAGAAGAAGUUAGUGUACGAGAUUGAAGGCUCUUACAAGCAACGGUGUUGUGUGGUGUAUGAUGACAAACGGAGGGGAGUGGCGGAGAUCAAGCGGAAGGAAGCCGUCGGAGGGCUGGUCUUCGGGUUGGAUGUGUUUCGGCUUAUAGUACACGAGCCUGGCAGCAGAAUUGAGUCGGCCGUGGCUAUGGCCCUUGUUAUCGUCCUCGAGCAGAUGUUUGGAUCUUCCUCCUACAGUCCAAGAGCCCUCCAUUGAUCAUUGUUCAGUCGUCGCUGCAGCAGAAUAUAGGACAGCAACUACAACCUUCGCUGAGUUCGAUCGAUCGAAAGGAUUCAAGAAUUGGAAUAUUGUUAAAUGCUGCAUGUGCAUUACUUUGGAUCUUUGCUUCUACAACGUUAGAUUUACAGACUAGCCUUAUGUGAUAGAUGGAAAUGGGCCAGGAACGGUUGUCCUGGCAGUUGACGGCCAUGAUUUGGCCAAAAAAUUUUGUGCGGCUCAGAUCAUAUCUUAUAACUCGAUUUUCACGCCGUGUGUGAGACUCACAAAAAUUUGUUCUAAAGUUACAUCGUAUGCAAAAAAAGUUAUACCGUGUGUAAUCAAAGUUACGCACGGUAAAAAAUA
Molecule: messenger RNA, 1169 nt
Organism: Coffea arabica (coffee)
Lineage: Eukaryota; Viridiplantae; Streptophyta; Magnoliopsida; Gentianales; Rubiaceae
Product: protein LURP-one-related 8-like
Source: RefSeq, a predicted model, not a curated record